Messenger RNA from Oncorhynchus kisutch (coho salmon), 6276 nucleotides. Its product is annotated as protein transport protein Sec31A. Gene Ontology annotation, molecular function: structural molecule activity; protein binding. NCBI's taxonomy places the organism in Eukaryota, Metazoa, Chordata, Actinopteri, Salmoniformes, Salmonidae. The coding region runs from base 377 to 5080 and encodes 1567 amino acids. The record is from RefSeq and is a predicted model, not a curated record. Gene Ontology annotation, cellular component: COPII vesicle coat; endoplasmic reticulum exit site. Gene Ontology annotation, biological process: COPII-coated vesicle cargo loading; endoplasmic reticulum to Golgi vesicle-mediated transport; endoplasmic reticulum organization. The transcript has 30 exons.
CUUUUUGGGAUUAGCUAGAUGUGUGACCCUGUUGGACAGUAUUUCGCUUAGGUCUUCUGGCCAUGUUGCUGGUUUCUAACUCACUGAUUGCGCUAUAACUGUACUGGUUAGCUAGCUACUGAGUUCAUUGUGUUAGGACAGAAACCAUUUAUUUGCAGCUGUCGGUUUUCUUUUCUUACGAAUCAAGUGCUACUAUCAGAACCAUAGUCUCACUGAAAGGUACCUACGCAUUUUUAGCAUUAGCUGCGUGGCUUCUUAUUUUAGCUAGCGUACCAGCGAAAAAUCGAGGUUACUUUGCUGCACAAACAACUUGUCUGUGUCAUCUAAUUUGAAUGGAAAGUUCCUUUUGUGUGACUUGGCUAUCUAUUCAGUUAAAAUGGAACGAAUGAAGCUCAAAGAGAUCAACCGCACGGCCAUCCAGAGCUGGAGCCCAGCACAGCACCAUCCUGUGUACCUGGCAGCAGGUACGUCAGCCCAGCAGCUGGAUGCCUCCUUCAGUACCUCCGCCUCUCUGGAGAUCUUUGAGCUGGACCUGGCCGAGCCUUCUCUGGACAUGAAGCUCCGUGGAGCAUACUCCUCCUCUCACAGAUACCACAAGCUGGCGUGGGGUCCCCACGGCAUGGAUGCACAGGGUCUCCCGUCUGGAGUGCUCAUCGCAGGGGGAGAGAACGGCGACGUCAUCCUUUACGACCCGGCCAAGAUCAUUGCUGGACACGGUGACGUUGUCAUCGCUCAGAGUAACAAACACAGCGGGCCAGUUAGAGCCCUUGAUGUCAACUCCUUCCAGGACAACCUGGUGGCUUCAGGAGGUAAUGAAUCAGAGAUCUACAUCUGGGACCUAAACAACUUUGGCUCCCCGAUGACACCAGGCCCUAAAACUCAGCCUCUAGAGGACAUCAGCUGUGUGGCGUGGAACAGGCAGGUCCAACACAUCCUGGCCUCAGCCAGCCCCAGCGGCCGCGCCUCCAUCUGGGACCUCCGCAAGAACGACCUAAUCAUCAAAGUCAGCGACCACAGCAACAGGAUGCACUGCUCUGGGCUAGAAUGGAACCCCGAGGUAGCUACUCAGCUGGUGCUGGCCUCGGAGGAUGACAGGAUGCCAGUGAUCCAGAUCUGGGACCUGCGAUUUGCCACCUCCCCUCUCAAAGUCCUGGAGAACCACACACGGGGUGUCCUGGCCAUCGCCUGGAGCCUGGCGGACCCUGAGCUGCUACUGAGCUGCGGGAAAGACAACCGAAUCCUCUGCUGGAACCCCAACACCGCCGAGGUGCUGUAUGAGCUGCCUACCAGUACCCAGUGGUGCUUUGACAUCCAGUGGUGUCCCAGGAACCCGGCGGUGCUGUCGGCCGCAGCCUUCGACGGACACAUCAGCAUCUACUCCAUCAUGGGGGGCAGCAGCCAGGCUUUCAGCCAGACACAGGCAGACACGAUCAGCACAUCAUUUGGCAAUAUGGAUCCAUUUGGGAUGGGUCAGACCCUGCCCCCCCUGCAGCUUUCCCAGGCCCCGCCCGCCUCCACCACAAUCACCCCCCUCAAAAAGCCCCCCAAGUGGAUCCGCAGGCCCGUGGGGGCCUCCUUCGCUUUUGGUGGUAAGCUGGUGUCGUUGGAGAACAUCAAGCCCAAUCCCCAACAGCCUCAGCAGCCCACGGCUCAUGUGGUUCACAUUAGUCAGGUGAUUACGGAAACGACCUUCCUGGAGCGCUCUGCCCAGCUGCAGGCCACACUGGCUGCUGGCAGCUUCGUUGACUUCUGCCAGGAGAAGAUGGACUCGGCCCAGAACGAGUUUGAGAAGACCGUCUGGUCCUUCCUGAAGGUGAACUUUGAGAAUGAUGCUCGUGGAAAAUACCUGGAGCUUUUGGGAUACAAGAAGGAGGAGCUAGCAGCAAAGAUUGCAGCAGCAUUAGAGGGAGAACCUAUUCAGCCCGAGGAGCCCGCCACUGCUCCUGCCCCCACCUCUGUGCCUGAACCUGAGGCUGAUCCUGGACCAGAACCAGAGGUAGUUCCCUUUCCCGCUCCCCAGCUCAAUACUGAGCCUGAGGUCCUUCCUCCCGUGCCUGAGGCUGCUACUGUUGAGCCCACCCCCGAACCGCCGCUUGAGCCCACCCUCCAGCCUGGACCCCAGCCAGAGCUUGCCCCCCCGCCCAGCGGUGACCUUUCAGCUUCUGAUCCUAUGCCUGUCCUCCAAUCGGAGCCUGUUCUUACUCUUGACCUCAGCGCAGAACCCCAGCUUCUUGCCCCUGUUGCUCCCGUUGCUCUCCUGCCAGAGUCUGACCCUCCUCUGGCCCCCCCAGCUCUGGCCCCCCCAGCUGACCUGCAGCAAGCACCCACUGCCCCCUUUACCCUCCAGCCUCCAACAGAGUUCAACCAAGUGAACUCACUGCCUAUAUCUGAAUUUGACCAGGUGGACUUACAGGCUGUAUCCGGCUUCGACCCGACAUCAACAUUGCCCAGUCUGCAGUCGGCAGUCCAGCUGGACCUGGCUCCUCCUGUCUCCACCUUGCAGCCUCUAGCAGACCCUGGACUCCCGCCUGAAGACGCAUUUGACCUCAUCGCUGCUGCAAACCUCCAGCCAGCAGCGGAAGUGGAACUCUCACCUGCUCCAGAACCAGAAGCGGAAGAUCCAUUUGACCUCAUCGCUGCUACAAACCUCCAGCCAGCAGCAGAAGUGGAACUCACACCUGCUCCGGAACCAGAAACGGAAGAUCCAUUUGACCUCAUCGCUGCUACAAACCUCCAGCCAGCAGCAGAAGUGGAACUCACACCUGCUCCGGAACCAGAAACGGAAGAUCCAUUUGACCUCAUCGCUGCUACAAACCUCCAGCCAGCAGCAGAAGUGGAAGUGACAGGACGUCUGGAACCAUUGGCAGCAGAAGUAGACCUGACAGAAGCCCUUGGAGCUAAGCCCAUCGCCCAGGAAGAGAUGCCAGUAAAUGAAGAGAUUCCUCUGGAGGAGGAGGCGGCUCCACCAGCAGAGGCCAGCCUGCCAGGGGAGGCUCCAGUCCCAGAAGGCAUUAAACUCCGCGUCAGUCAAGGCGUGGAUGGCCUGAUCACCCAGGCCCUACUGACGGGGGACUUCCAGGGCGCAGUGGAACUCUGUCUCCAUGACAACCGCAUGGCUGACAGCAUCAUCCUGGCCAUUGCCGGAGGGGCGGAGCUUCUGGAGAAAACACAGAGGAAGUACUUCACCAAGACUCACAGCAAGAUCACCAAGCUGAUCAGUGCGGUGGUGAUGAGGGACUGGCGUGACGUGCUGCAGACCUGUGAGCUGCAGAACUGGAAGGAAGCUCUGGCUGCAGUCAUGACCUACGCUCAGCCCGAGGAGUUCUCCUCUCUGUGUGACCUGCUGGGCUGCAGACUGGAGACUGUGGAGGACUGCACGCUGCAGGCUCAGGCUUGUCUGUGUUACAUCUGCGCUGGCAACGUGGAGAAACUGGUGACCUGCUGGACCAGAGCACAGGACAGGCACUGCCCUCUCUCUCUGCAGGAUCUGGUCGAGAAGGUGGUGGUUCUCCGCAAGGCGGUAGAGCAGAACCAGGAGUCUGAUCCCUCUGCUGUGGGGCUUCUACUGGGGGAGAUGAUGAGUCAGUAUGCCAGCCUGCUGGCCUCCCAGGGCAGCCUCACCAACGCCAUUGCAUACCUGCCCCAGAACACAGAGCAGGUUGCGGUGCAGCAGCUGCGUGACCGUCUCAGCAGAGCUCUGGGUCAACAGGCUCCUGCUGCAGCCCCAGUAGCCCAACACCCAUCCCCUCAGCCCACAGCUGCCCAGCCCAGGCAGCUCUUCACCCAUGCCCAGCCUUCUAUGGUGUCCCAGCAGCACGCUCCAGCCCCUGUGCCUGCCGCUGCCGCUGCCACCGCACCGCAACAGUAUUACCAGCCGGUGAGGUCUGCCUCUACAGUUACCUCCUGGAGUAACCAAACUCCCACAGCUCUCCCCAGUGUCCCUCCUCCUCAUCUAGGCCCUGCCACCACAGAGCCCCAGGUUCAGCCGACACCCCCCAUGUAUGGGAUGCCUCCCUCUGGGUCAGCUGCUCCCCCAGCCUCCUCGUCUGCUGCAUACCCCCCCAUGUACUCACAUCAGUACCAGCCCUACCCUCCGGCCAGCCAGUACAACCUUGGCACUGGUGGCCCAGCUAUCUAUUCACCUCUCCAGUACUCUGCUCCUCCUCCUCCCUCCUUCUCUUCCUCCUCACCCCAAGCCCCAGCCCCAGGCUUCAUGCCCCAAUACACCCAACAGCCCCUCUACCCACCUCCUUCCAUGGGCCAGCCUGUGUCCUCCGCUCCUCCUUUCUCUCCUCCUCCGCUGUCAUCUGGAGCGUCUUUCCAACAUGGCGGACCGGGUUCGCCUGCCUCGUACAUGCCGCCGCUCCCACCAACCGGAUCCUCAGAGGGAUAUAAUCCAGACACUACCUGUUUCAUGGAAGGUGAAGGCCCACAGAAUGGCUGGAACGACCCGCCUACCCUGAGCAGAGUGCCAAAGAAGAAGAAGGUUCCAGAGAACUACACGCCUCCUUCCCCCAUCAUGGCCCCCAUCUUUUCUCCCCUCGGUGCUGGGGACCCCCAGCAGCCCCCCUACAUGCCUCCACACCAGGCCCCCUACCAGGGCAUGCAGCAGCAGAUGGCCCCCCCACCCAUGAACCCUGGCAUGCUCAAGACGCGUGGAGGAAGUGUGGAGGGAGCGCCCGGAGCCCCGACUGGAGAUACCAUACAGCCGCUGCAGUCCAUCCCUGCUGAGAAGAUAACCAUGAAGCCCAUCCCCGAUGAGCACCUGGUCCUGAAAAACACCUUUGAGGGCCUCAUCCACAAGUGCUUGGCUGCUGCCACCGAUCCUCAAACCAAGAGGAAGCUGGAUGACGCCAACAAACGCCUUGAGGCCCUCUACGACAAGCUACGAGAGCAGACCCUCUCCCCAGCCAUCAUAGGGGGCCUGCACAACAUGGUGCAGUGCAUCGAGUCUCGAUCCUACGUGGAGAGCCUCAACAUCCACACACAUAUAGUGAGCAGCAGCAACUUCAGCGAGACGUCUGCCUUCAUGCCUGUGCUCAAGGUGGUGCUGACACAAGCCAACAAACUGGGGGUCUGAGCAGGAGAGACCCUCCCCCACUCCUCAGUCUGAGGUGAGAUGGAGAAGGAUUGGUCAGAGAUGUCAUAAGAGGCCAGGAAGUAGACGUAGGGAGCCAGGUGUUUUAAUCAGUGGGAAUUCCAUGUGGCUCCCAGUGCAGAUAUUAUACUUCCUGUAGAAUCAUGAGAUUUUAUGACAUAACUGUCCGAUCAACUUCAUCAGACCCCUCCCCCUUCUCUUUUACAACUCAAACACAAGCCAUGCCACCAGUAUCACUACAGUAUACACAUGCGGGACAUAGGACCAAGAUGUAUUGAUAUUGCCAGUCUUAUCGUUGUCACUGGGAUAAUAUGUUAAAAAGCCAAACAACCCAGUUUUGAGGAUCAUAUUUUGUUUUCUUGUUCAUUUUUAGUGUAAUCAUGAUUUUCAGACAGAGCAGAGUGCAAUGGGGGUUACUCCCCUUUUAACCAGAGACUGUACUUUAAAACACAGGAGGAAUCCAUGCUAAGAUAAUAUGCCAGGGAUCAUCAUCAGACUGUUUUAAUUGGGUAUUAUUGUCAGGUUUAAUAACGAGGGAACUAGCUUUUUAUAAUGGUCCGUCAUGCCAUGAAUUUCACGCGACAGCGUCCAUUUUCUUUCCCUCAGUUCUUGUCUUCAGUAUGAUUUAGGCUUUUGAUUAAACAGUCUAUUUGUCUCUUCAUCCUGGUAAGAUCAGAAACACUUAUGUUGCAAAUGGGAAAAUUUUUAAAAUUGACAACAUGCAAUAUUUUCAAUAAAUAGUAUUUAUUUAAAACCUGCUGCUUCAUUGUUUUAAUAUCAGUUGCUUUCAGAUGUUACUAAUUAAUGUUUGUCAUAAACAGCUUGGAUGUCAUGUUUUAAUAGACUAAUUGUCUUUCCGUUUACAAAUACUGGCCAAUUAGUUGGUACUGGACAUUUAACUAAUCUGAUACUGGAUGCAGUGUCUGAAUGCAAUGCGAGUGUGUUGGAACGGAGAAUGAAACGUAUGUGUCUUGACUGUCUAGCUCCAUCUUCAGUCUUGACCUUGGAGUUUUUAGUAUCUUGAAUUUGUAAUGUUAUGUAUUUACAAAAUAGAGCCCCUAUUAGCUUUUAUAACAAUCUCUGCCUGCCCUCCCUCAUAUGUACUAGGCCUAAUAUGUAUGUACAUUAGAUUUAACUAUGUAACUUGUAAAAAUAAUAAUAAAUGCUUUCACAAAUCA